AGUUAAAUUUAAUUUAUUAAAUUAUAUUUAAUAUAACAUAAAUUUAUAUAUUAUGCCCCACUUUAAGUUAUUUUCUGGAUCGUCCCUGAGCGUAACUACUUACUAUUUUAUUUUAUUUAUUGGCAGCAGUAUUGCAAUUUAAACAUAGAAAAGAAAAAGAUAAUUAGGCAGGCGUCCUGUCCUAUAGAGGAGACCUCAUACUAUAAUAUCCCUCGCUAUUAAAUAGAUGGGCCGGGCCAUAGAGUUUUCUCAUCUACAUUUGGUGGCAGCUAAGCAGGCUUUAUUACAGGAACACGUGGCGGACGAAUAUUCAAUGAUCCCUUUGACUUAUUCAAAAAAUUUCAAACUUGGAAAAAAAAGAGUCGUUGUCCUCUGACGAGUCUCUCAACUUAUUAAUUUAAUUAUAAUUUUCUUCGUUAAAAUCUCCAGACACGCUUUGAUCUCUUCUUCAUCUCGAAAAAAAUUAGAAUCUGGUUUUUUUUUUAUCUUUGUGUCAAUCUUGAUUCGAAAAUGGCCUCUGAAACUGAGUCAGCGACAGAAAACAACAUAAAAGGAGUACUGGUUCAUGGAGGAAGAUAUUUUCAGUACAAUGUCUAUGGCAACAUGUUUGAAGUCUCCAACAAGUAUGUUCCUCCUAUCCGACCAAUCGGUAGAGGAGCUUACGGCUUUGUCUGUGCUGCAGUAGAUUCGGAGACACACGAAGAGAUUGCAAUCAAGAAGAUAGGUAAAGCCUUUGACAACAAAGUAGAUGCUAAGCGAACGCUGAGAGAGAUUAAGCUACUUCGUCAUUUAGAACAUGAGAACGUUGUCAUCAUAAAAGACAUCAUCAGACCUCCAAAGAAGGAGACAUUCACAGAUGUUUAUAUAGUUUAUGAGUUAAUGGAUACCGAUCUCCAUCAGAUUAUUCGUUCAGACCAGCCCUUGACUGAUGAUCAUUGCCAGUACUUCUUGUAUCAGAUUCUGCGCGGACUCAAAUACAUACAUUCAGCAAAUGUAUUGCAUCGCGACCUUAAGCCGAGUAACUUGCUUCUUAACGCAAACUGCGACCUUAAGAUUGCAGACUUCGGUUUGGCAAGGACGACAUCUGAGACAGAUCUCAUGACCGAGUAUGUUGUAACAAGAUGGUACCGAGCACCAGAGCUGCUUCUUAAUAGUUCUGAGUACACAUCUGCCAUUGAUGUCUGGUCUGUUGGUUGCAUAUUUGCUGAGAUCAUGACAAGGGAACCUCUAUUCCCUGGGAAAGACUAUGUCCACCAGCUUAAGCUUAUAACCGAGUUGAUAGGAUCACCUGAUGGAACGAGCCUAGAGUUUCUCAGAAGCGAGAAUGCGAGAAAGUAUGUCAAAGAACUACCGAAGUUCCCGAGGCAGAGCUUUGCAGCUAGGUUUCCUAGUAUGAGUUCUAUAGCUAUCGACCUGCUGGAGAAAAUGCUAGUGUUUGAUCCUGAAAAACGCAUCACUGUUGAGGAAGCAUUGUGUCAUCCUUUCUUGUCAGCACUUCACGACCUUAACGACGAGCCUGUUUGUUCCAACCAUUUCAGUUUCGAUUUUGAGAACCCGUCUUCCACUGAAGAAGAGAUUAAGGAGCUCGUGUGGCUAGAAUCAGUGAAGUUCAAUCCUCAUCCGACCAAUUAAGAAAGUUGCAUCUUAUAGCAUUUGAACUUCUGCUUUAUCUUUGUUGUUUAAGCCUUUUCACUGGUCAACAAAAAACUAUAUAUCUUGUAACACAAGAAAAUUAUGUGUAACGAUCUUCCUUGUAACCCAAGAUUUGUUUUUUUUUUUUGCUGUUCCACAUUCAUUCAACAGUCAACUCCGGUCUGAUAAAGCGGGAAAAAUAGCGACUGGUUUGUGUCAAGUGCUCAUACUGUUUUGUGAGUGAUCAUUUCAACAUUUUCUUGGGUUUUUUUUGUCCUGUGAUUUUAGAUAAAAGUAAGUAAACAGACGUUAAAUCAAAGUUUAUUUGGAACCCCAGUGGGUCCUCCUUUGAUAUUUCUAAGUAGGACCUACUACUGGCGUAGAAAAAGAAUGCUAUUGGCAUAAGGGAAUUACGGACAGAGGCUUUAAAUUUAAAGCAUUGAUAUGUACCAAGAGAAACGAGGUGAUGUGGAUAACGAUGAAGAAGAAUAUUAAAGGGUCAUGAUUUUGAGGAUGACUUUUUUGUAGGGUCAAUGAACAUUUGGAGAUUUUAAUUGCGCAUGCGAUAAUUGAAGGGUAAAAGUGUCUGUUACAAACAAUAGGUUCUCAACCCCCUUCUCUCGUGUCUUCAAUGUCGCCGUCGGAGCAGUCCGUCUGGUGUUAGUCGUUUGUUGUUGUCUCUUUUUUUUUACUCAACCCUUCUCUUCCUUUUGUGUGCCUCUCGGUGGUUUCUGAUGGCCUGUUGUGCUAUUAUUUACUGCUGUUAAGGCUUUUUGUUGAUAGAUUUGUGAUUUCUUCUCAGAUUUAUUUCCAAGCCCUCUGUAGAUCUGGAUGUUUUGGUGUUGCAGGUUUGUUUAGUUUUCAGAUCUGCUUGUCUAGGCUCAGAUCCGGCCGGAGAGAAUGUCCACGACGGUAGUGAGUUGUGUGGUUAUGUCUUCUCUGCUCAUGCUUCGAUGUCUCAGCAAGAAGAACUCUUAAGCUCCGUUUCUGUCGUCCUCCGUCAUCUGUGUGUACCUUCGGCCGAGGGUUUCAAUCUAGUUUCGAGUUUGUCUUAGUUGGUGCUUGAUUCAGCAACGGUGUAGCAUUUCGCGGUGAUGUGUGGUGAGCAAGUGCGGGUUAUGGUCCUUAAGAAGUAGGUGGUUUCAGACCACCUAUUCGUCUCUUAGGUUUGUGGAGCCCGUCUUCCGCCUUGUCAUUUAGUGUUUAUCCUGGUCUUCCUUUGGUCUCUGUUUUCCUCGUGGCUUCGUCUGGUUGAGGCAAUAUAAAGAGGUUGAGGCGUGGAGGCUUACGGUUUAAGGUGUGGUUGAGUAUGGUGCUCUUGCAGAUGUUGUUACAUCCUGGUUUUAUUUGUUGAGUUCAUGGCAGUGGUUUGGUGGUUUUCAUCGUGAACAGGUGGUUCAGAUGAGGUUUAUGCUCUUCAUGAAGAAGUCAUCCGCGUUGCUUGCUCUCUUGCGUCGUUCGUUGCAAAAACCCCGGCUAGUCUUAGCGCAUUUAAGUCAUUGUUCUUUUAUCUUUAAAUGGUUGUUUCUGGGUUUCUUUAAAGGAGAGUAGGUGUUUAGUUUCGGAUGUUGGUUAGUAGCCCUUGUGUUUGGGUUAUAGAUUCCCGAUUUCGGGAUUAGUUUCCGGGGAUAUCUUUGUAUUCCGCCGGCUUUAGUAUCUCAACCUUGUAUCGUUCUCGUGUUAUCAAUGAAAUUUAGAUGGAAAAAAAA
This is a messenger RNA of Brassica rapa (field mustard), 3341 nucleotides long. RefSeq names its product mitogen-activated protein kinase 5. Gene Ontology annotation, biological process: protein phosphorylation. NCBI's taxonomy places the organism in Eukaryota, Viridiplantae, Streptophyta, Magnoliopsida, Brassicales, Brassicaceae. Gene Ontology annotation, molecular function: MAP kinase activity; ATP binding. The record is from RefSeq and is a predicted model, not a curated record.